AUGGCUAUUCGCGCUGCUCACCUUUUGCACCUGCCUCUCGGUCAGCUGCUGUUACCUCGGAACAUGGAUUUCCCCGCGGAAGUCCAAAAGAGAGAGGAUGAUGGCGGGGACAACAGAAAGAAGGGAGUGCUCUACACAAACCAUCUUGUGCACGCCUCCAAGUACAAUUGGGAAGGACCCACAUCAGCGUCCCAACAACAGGGGGACCUCACCGCCUUCGUCAAGAGGACAAGAAACGGUGUACUCCACGUACAAGAUGAAGGGCAAGGAGGCAAUCUUACAAGAUAUGGUGGUAAGAGCGCUUCCUGUGGUCUGCAACUUAGAUCAGAGGCGCAGAGCCGCAAGUUUGAGAGAGAUCAGCUGAACAUUGUGGGUUCAUGCAGAGGAACAGGAAUAAGAACCUUCAUGCACAAGGUGAAGAAGGUCCAUCUCAAAACCUGCAAGAAAACGACGGUCAGCAAAACAGGCCGAAGUUUGGACACCAGUGGGAAAUUGGAGGAGAUGAAGAACACAGGAGGAUGCAUGAGGGCGGCUUUCCAGGUUGCUUCAUCUGCAGCGAGCUUGUGGAAAGCGACAAACGAGCUGAAGGGCAACUUUUGGGCGGCCUCUUCAAGAUCGUCCAGAGAAAUAAAGCGGAAUGAAGUCCUGAAGUUGGCAACAAUGGUGGCAGGAGAAACAAGGGAACCCUUGCCAUUGUCGCAGGAGAUAGUGGAGGGCGUUGCAGCCUGCUUGAGAUGCUCGGGCAUGAAAUCAGGUGACCAAUAUCUCAAUGAACUCAAACUCUUGCACAUAGAAGAAGGGUACGACAUGCCCCCAUGGCUGACCAGAGCCUUCAACUUAUGCAAAAAGGCGCUGGGAAGAAACAAGGGACCAACGAAGAAGGCAGUAGAGGCCAAGGUAGAAGACAUCGGAGAGGACUUUUGGGGCCAAAGUGGAGCCAACUUUGUGGGAGGCAUCAAUCCGGCUGUCUGUUACGCAUGGGCGUGUGUGUGGAUGCUGAGGGAGAUAGAGGCGAGUGCUUGCAAGUGGGAACAUGUACAAGCUGAAGAACAAGCAAGACACGUCACACUGUCUAUACCAGUGUCAAAAAUGGAUCAAUCAGCGAUGGGAGUUCGAAGAACCUUGCAGUGUUGCGGCGAGGAGGUUUGCUCGAGAUUUUGUGCCUGGAACUUGUGGACGAGGAUGAAGAACGAAAGCCCAAACAAGUUCAAGAAGAAGGGCUUCAUGUUUGUCAAUGAGAAGGUGGCGAAACUGAGCAAAACCAAGAUGAUUGAAGUGUGGAAUUCAGCCACAAGUUGCAGGGUAUCAGGACACUCCGCACGCAGAAGUGGAGCAAUGGAACACGUGAGGCGGGGCUUACAAAUCCAGGAGCUGGCGUUCUUGGGGAGAUGGCGGUCGGCAGUGGUGCUUACAUAUGCAAAUGAUGCACUACAGGAAGUACCAGCCAACAAAGUUUUCAUGGGAGACAAAACCGUGAUGAGCUGGGAGCAAAGAAAAGCACCGUGGACCCCGUUGCCAAGUGCUCAGACUCCAAUGAUGCGCGCCCCGAUGACGCCAGCAGCAGAACUGUCACAUGCACCUCCUGAAGUAGAAGUCAUGCAAGGGUUGGAAGAGAAAGGAAUGAGGAAACAAAACCUUUGGGUGGCGUCCAACGAAGUCAGGAAGGGCAAGAAGACGUGGCACAGAGUAACCAGAGCAGGGUGGCAAGUUCCCAUGGCAGAAUGGGGAACAGCUUGUGGAUGGAAUUUCACACGAAAUCCCGAUAGGGUGUCGAUGGCAGUGAAUCUGAUGUUCAAUCAGAACAGAUGCAGAAAAUGCUCGGACGUCAUGAAGAUCCGCGACAAGGUCAAAGAAGGGCACAAUUUGGCUGACUUCAUGCAGGUGCUGGCGUGCCUUGCUCUUGGCGUUUGGUAUUAUGCUGCAGUGAUGUUUACGACACCCUUUGCCCGGCGCUUGGAUGAAUAUCUCAAGAGUGCGGAGAUGGACAAGACGAUGGAGAAGCCUCCGAAGGAGAGCAAAUCUAGCAAGAAGGUGCCGCAGUGGUUGUCCGAACUCGACGAUCUAGGCUUUGUGGACUCGGGAACCUACAGGCAGUUCAUAGACACGGCCAUGGAAAUGGGCAAGCUGGACGAGGCGAAAACCUGGGCCGAAAAGGCGCGUGUGGAAGGCAAACCGCUGAGCGCGGAGGAUCUGCAAAGCCUCAUCAGCGAGGCCCUGACGAAAGACGAUGCUGCAGCCGCCCAGCUAUGGCUGGAGCAGACGCUAUUGAAGCAGGAUUUAUCGACCCGUGAAAAGCAGACGAUUUGUUUUCUAGCUGUUUUCCUGAUUGCGCGGAAGAUGGGCUUUCAAGUCUUGCACGAUAUCCUUGAGACACACGGGGAACAGCCGAACCACUGGAUUCGCAACAAGUCUCGCUGGUUGCUGGAGAUUCUCCGGGCCACACGCUCGGGCGGCCUGGAACGCCUAGGAGAGCGCUUGGACGACGCCUUGCAGGUGGGUGUUGAGGCUGACCACAGCGUCUUCCGUUACCUCCUCUACGAGGCUCUGAAGGUGCCUGACCUGGCCUACGUGACCAAAUGGUUCGAUAAGGCCGUCCUCCAUGGUGUGGUGCCUGAGACGCCUAUUGUAAACCACAUCAUUGGAGAGGUGGCGAAGAUUGAAGGCUUUGCAGCAGCGGAGGAAUGGUUCGAAAAAGCCACCAGCGCUGGAGUGAAACCCAAUGUCUACACUUACAAGUACCUGAUUCAGGCCGCGAGCGUUGAGGAGAGAGACCCCGAGAAAUGGUUCAGACGCUUGCUUGCUGCUGGUAUCGCUCCAGAUGUGGUGACCUUCAACACUCUCAUCAACGCGGCAGCCAAGAAGGGAAAGUUGUCGAAUGCCGUUGAUUGGUUUCACAUGGCGCUAUCGAUGUCGGUUCGUCCGGAUAUGUUGACUUACAACAUGGUCUUGGCAGCUGCUGCGCAGGCUGGCGAUGCACUCGCUGCGGAGCAGUGGUUCGAUCGGAUGUCCAAGGAUGGCUUUGUGCCAGACAUCGUCUCGUACAAUUCCCUCAUGAAGGCGCUGAUGAAAACCGCUCGCACACGAGAUGUCGAGGAGCUGUUUUGGCAAAUGAAGAUGAACUCGGUGAUGCCUGAUGUGGUGACCCUGAAGACCAUGCGGUGGGCCUUGGGCCGGCAGCGUGUCAAGGAGCUCCUGAGUGAUGCAGACCUGCUGGCAGAACAAUGGUCUGACGAGCAAAUGGCUGGUGUAGCUCUUAACACUGGUCUCGUUGCCUGA
Messenger RNA from Cladocopium goreaui, 3276 nucleotides. NCBI's taxonomy places the organism in Eukaryota, Dinophyceae, Suessiales, Symbiodiniaceae. The record is from the annotation of a GenBank genome assembly.